GAUGCGCAACUUGUGCAUUUACUUGUUCAUAACGAUGUCCAGUGCAAGUCCCAAGUCAGCCUUGCUAAACGUCAUACACCGAGCGGCUGACUACUGAACGAACCUGCCUUUCUUCGUAUUAACUUCUGGACCAUUGGUUUGUGUUUGCUGGUUGUUCGCCAUGUCACCGUCCUAUACCCUUUCGAAGUAUUUUGCCGUCGAACGCUCGGAUUUUCCAGCAUCAUCAGGAGGAAGAGCGUGGAUAAAGAAGCCUCCACCCAUCCUCCGAGACUUGCGAAACACUCUGGCAUUGCAAGCAACCGAGAGCAGCCGUUAUAGUAUCGAACAAGGUGUUCCCUUUGACGCUUCCUCUUUUUUCGUCCCAGAAAGUCCCUCCUCCCCGGAAAGUCGUAGACACCACCGCAGAAAUGGCAGGUAUCGAGUCACCCCCAUCGCCCUCCCUGUUAUUCCGUAUACUGUACCCUCGCUCGACCUGUCGGGGCACACACCCGUCGAUGCGCUUGCCUUUCACGUUUCGGAUCGUGAUGCGUCCGCUGAAGAAGCAAUUAUCUUCAGCAACAAGCGUAGCUCAUCAAUGAUCAUUUCGAAUUCUGACCAUGAAAACCCCAAUGUCGACAACAAUUCUUCCCUCUUAGGAUCCAAACAUGCUGCCAUCCAUCACGCUACUAAAUCGUUCAAUCCGCAGAGCGCUCCAUUGAAUUGUCCUAUCGUCGAUCAGAAUGCCCUGGUCUUCACUAUCCCUCCGUGCUCUCCUACACUCCCGCUCAGCCCACCUACUGCAUCAAGCUCUCCGAUUUCUGACCUUCUUUCCAAGCGUUCUGGUAGGAUGUUUAGGCUCGUCCCAACCCAGAAUGACCGCUUCAUGCAUGCUGUUGCGACCGACCUGACUGAUUACCACAUCGAAUGCCCGUUAGAAAGUCAUUGCUCAUCCUCCCCAACACAUAUCGGUUUUCCUCCCGACAUGCUCGCACUACUUCAGGAACUCGAUGAACUUGCUAGUUGGGUCCAAGAUUUUCCAUACCCUGAAGCGGCUUUAGGAGCACUUGACACCUUUACCAUUGGCUCAACUGUACCUGUAUCGUGUCCGCAUGCGCUCCGCUGGCUCAGCAAUAUUCAAGGUGACCAUUUUCUCCAACAGCCCGUGUUGCUGGACAAAGGUAAGAGGCGGAUGCUGACCGAAUCCACGGAUGAUAUGUCCGAGGUAAACCAAUCUGCCUUUUUGGCUUUUUCCAGGAUUAAUCUGCUUGGAAGUGCCAGUCUCAUUUGGCCAUUCUACCAGCCAGCACACCUGUGGCACGGAGGCGAUCAAUCCGAUACAUAUACGAGCCUCGGGGCACACCAUCAUUCCUCGUCGGUAGUUCUACCUCACCUGUUGCAUACCCCGCAGAAGGGUACCGGAGUCCUCCUCGCGAAGUCAUCACACCUGGCCCAUCUUCCAUCACCAGUCUCAAUACAAGUACCCCUGUCAUCCGAGCAUGUGGUCGCCGCUCUGUACCCAAUGUAUCACCCUCGCCCUUGGUCUCUCCCCCUACCGGCAUGACUUCGUUCAAGGCGUUCUUUAAGAGGUCUCGCUCCAAUACAAUGUCAGCGCCCCAAUCAAAUACGUGCGGGAGGGAGAAGAAGAAAUUUGGGUGGCUGAAGAUAUAAGUGGUUCAUGGUAUACAGGGCUAGGGAAUGUCUUCGAUUAUUUUUUUUUGGAUUUUUUUUCCCCCUGUUCUGUCACAGCACAUGUUCGUUCUCGUCAUAUUUGCAG
Messenger RNA from Suillus bovinus, 1753 nucleotides. RefSeq lists its product as uncharacterized. The transcript has 2 exons. The record is from RefSeq and is a predicted model, not a curated record. Bases 161 to 1540 code for a protein of 459 amino acids. NCBI's taxonomy places the organism in Eukaryota, Fungi, Basidiomycota, Agaricomycetes, Boletales, Suillaceae.